Rhipicephalus sanguineus (brown dog tick) is the source of this 1710-nucleotide messenger RNA. RefSeq names its product CUB and sushi domain-containing protein 2. The transcript has 9 exons. Lineage: Eukaryota; Metazoa; Arthropoda; Arachnida; Ixodida; Ixodidae. The record is from RefSeq and is a predicted model, not a curated record. The coding region runs from base 1 to 1578 and encodes 525 amino acids.
AUGGGGGUUACGGAGUGCUUCAUUGGCCGUGUGGACGGGGAAAGUGGUGGUACUGCGAAGACGUGCUCUUCCCCGCUUCCCAUACCGAACGGCGUCGUCGACGUGCCGCCAGGUAGUAAACUAGCCGUGAACACCAAGGCCGAGUACCGGUGCAACACUGGCUACCAGUUGGUCGGAGUGGCCGAGCGUUUCUGCCAGAUGGACGGCACGUGGUCAGGCCAGGAGCCGUACUGUCAGGCUGCUUUUCCUACGACGACCUGUCCCCCGCUCGGUCCCAUAGUCCAUGGCGAAGUCACCGUGGAGGCGGGGCCGAUUCAUGUGAACACCAGGGCCGAGUAUCGAUGCGACAUAGACUACACGCUAAUCGGCGACAAGGAGCGCUUCUGCCAGCUUAACGGGACGUGGUCGGGCAAAGAGCCCAUCUGCCACGAUGCUAACGCUGAUACCUGCCCCGCGCCCCCUCCCAUAGCCAACGGAGCCUUCGACAUCGCGCCGGGCCCGAUUGUUGUAAGGACCAGGAUCGAGUACCGGUGCAACGCGGGCUACGCGCUGGUCGGCCAGAAGGAGCGCGUCUGCCAGCUCGACGGGUCCUGGACAGGCACCGCUCCCGUCUGUCAAGUAAGUUGUCCCAGGCCCAGUCCCAUAGCCAACGGCGACAUCUCCGUGCCGGGGGGCGCGAUUCUUCCCAACACCCCGGUCCAGUACUCGUGCAACCCGGGCUACACGCUGAUCGGCAUGCAGGUUCGCCUCUGCAAGGCCGACGGCACGUGGUCGGGAACCGAGCCCUUCUGUCAAAGUGGUACCGGUCCGAGAAACUGUCCCGCACCCACUCCCAUAGCCAACGGUGACGUCGAUGUGCCGCCGGGCCCUCUAGUUGCUAACACCAGAGUACUGUACCGGUGCAACGCGGGCUACACGCUAAUCGGCCCGAGUGAGCGCCUGUGCAAGCCCGACGGGACGUGGACGGGCGCCCAGCCCGUCUGUCAAAGUGGUUCCGGUCCGCGAAUCUGUCCCGCGCCCGGUUCCAUACCAAACGGCGCCGUCGAUUUGCCGUCGGGCACGCUUGUUGUGAACACCAGGGUCCAGUACCGGUGCAACGCGGGCUACACCCUAAUCGGCACCAUGGAGCGCGUCUGCCAGCCCGACGGGUCGUGGUCGGGCACCGAGCCUGUCUGUCAGGCUGCUGCGCCAUCUCCGACAACCUGUCCCGCGCCUGGUCCCAUAGCCAACGGCGCCGUCGACGUACCGCCGGGCAAGCUUGUCGUGAACACCAAGGUCCAGUACCGGUGCAACGCGGGCUACACGCUAGUCGGCAUGACGGAGCGCAUCUGCCAGGCCGACGGGUCGUGGUCGAACACCGAGCCCAUGUGUCAAGGUUCACCUCCUCCGGCUGGCGAGGACAAGACGACGGCGCAGCCCGACAACAGCAACGAGGCGCAGAUGACGUCGUGGGUGUUGCUGGCCCUGAUGGCCAUACUAGUGGUGGCGGGAGCAGUGGUCCUCUACAUGGCCUACCAGUUCUACUGUAAGGGACGGCCGGACAGGGCGUCCAUCUCUAGCGCCACCAGGACGCAGUAGGCCGCCGCGGCGCACGGGUGUGUGCACCGCGCGCCGCUCGAACGCAGUCGGCGCGACGACGUGCGGUGCGGUCCCGUACAUACCGCGAGGUCUGCGUUGCCAACAUUCCUCCAUGCACACCGUGUUCUAUGU